AUGCAGCUGGUUCCAAUCAUUUUUAAUUCUAAGAAUAUAAGCGGAAUUGCAGGGUCCAUAUCGAUAUCCUGCUGGAUUGUUGUAUUUGUACCACAAAUCUAUGAAAACUUUCGAAGGAAAUCUGCAGAAGGAUUAUCACUUCUUUUCAUCGUGUUAUGGCUAUUAGGUGAUAUAUUUAACGUCAUCGGGGCUAUGAUGCAGAACUUGCUGCCAACCAUGAUAGUUUUGGCCGCUUAUUAUACAUUAGCAGACUUGGUUUUACUGAUACAGUGCAUGUGGUAUGAUAAGGACAAGAAGGGCCUUUUAGAGCAAGUUAAAAAAAAUGUCGAUCCUGUACAUCUAUCUCCAGCAAACCCGAUAGACGAGUCUGUUUUACAAGACGUUUUUAACGAGUAUGAGCCACUUCUUCCAAGAAUAGAGGAAGAGGAUAAUCAAUCAUACAACUCGCUCGAGCUUGGGGCAGAUAUAGUUGCAAAAAAAAAAGAAAAUAUUUUUAAUGACCUUCUGAUUGUAUCAGGUGUAAUAUUUGCCGGGUUUUUUUCGUGGUACAUAUCCUACUGUUCUGGGCUGACUAAAGGCCCUUCCGAAAAGGAUCCUAACUUAGCAAAAAUUAAUCUCCCUGCACAAAUUUUGGGAUAUUUGAGUGCGGUACUAUACUUGGGCUCUAGGGUUCCUCAAAUUAUUCUCAACUUCAAAAGAAAAUCCUGCGACGGCGUGUCGUUUCUAUUCUUUUUAUUUGCAUGUUUGGGGAAUACUGCAUUCAUAAUAUCUGUUAUUUCGAUGUCAGUAGACCCUAAAUACCUUAUUUUAAACGCAUCUUGGCUUAUCGGUAGCGCAGGUACGUUGUUGAUGGACUUUACGGUUUUCAUCCAGUUCUUCCUUUAUGCAAGACCUAAAUACGAGAAACUAACUAUAGAUGAUUAA
Molecule: messenger RNA, 924 nt
Organism: Saccharomyces eubayanus
Lineage: Eukaryota; Fungi; Ascomycota; Saccharomycetes; Saccharomycetales; Saccharomycetaceae
Gene: RTC2
Product: cationic amino acid transporter
Exons: 1
Coding region: 1-924 (307 amino acids)
Biological process (GO): basic amino acid transmembrane export from vacuole
Cellular component (GO): fungal-type vacuole membrane
Source: RefSeq, a predicted model, not a curated record